Hylaeus anthracinus is the source of this 4533-nucleotide messenger RNA. RefSeq names its product E3 ubiquitin-protein ligase COP1-like. Gene Ontology annotation, biological process: protein ubiquitination; proteasome-mediated ubiquitin-dependent protein catabolic process. Bases 559 to 2622 code for a protein of 687 amino acids. Gene Ontology annotation, molecular function: ubiquitin protein ligase activity; metalloaminopeptidase activity; manganese ion binding. NCBI's taxonomy places the organism in Eukaryota, Metazoa, Arthropoda, Insecta, Hymenoptera, Colletidae. The record is from RefSeq and is a predicted model, not a curated record. Gene Ontology annotation, cellular component: cytoplasm. The transcript has 3 exons.
UAUCCAUAUAGAUAUACGUAUAUACAUAUAUCAACCUAAAUGCUCUCUUGAACAAAUUAUGGCAUUGUCUCUUAUCAGGGGUAAGAGUCUGCAAUACGGAAAUUCGCAGUUACGUUUCUUAUCCUGCAUCUCGACCAUGAAGAAAGGAUUGGUGCUCGGUGUAUAUGAAACCGAAGAUGAAAAGAAGAUUUCGUUGACUCCAACAGCAGCUAAAUACAAUGAACUAGUUAAAGGAAAACUACAAAAAAAUCUUUUGUUGAGAGACUAGACUGAGAGACGGUAUUGUACGCAUGAUAUGAAGCAAAAAGCUUGCCGCGCAGAAGGAGUUACCACACGUAUUUUAUUAUAUAAAAAUCAGUUUAAAAGCAUAUUAUUCCGAAAGUAACAAUUUCCAAAAUUGUUGGUUCUUUAAACUGGUUAUUAGCAAAUCAAAAUUACUAUUAACGUGAAAGAGGCUUCGAACGACAUGAAAUUAAAUACAGACAUAUUAACAUCAUUAAAUAUGUUUUAAGCGAUAUGAUAAAAUAUAGUACAACUUAAUUUCAGUUACGAAGAAUAAUGUCAGCUAUCGGUGAUAGUAACUUGGGAAACGAUAGCGCCGCUGGGAGUAGUAGGGGAGUUGGCGAAUGUAGUAGUCGAAUAAGUAAACAACACCAAUCAGCAAAUGUUCUCCAUAGGAUUAGUGGCUCACUCGAAGAUAAAAAUAAUGAUUAUCUCUGUCCUAUUUGUUUUGAGGUGAUCGAUGAAGCUCAUAUCACGCGUUGCGGUCAUACAUUUUGUUAUCGUUGCAUAGUUAAAUCCCUGGAAGCCAACGGGCGUUGUCCGAAAUGUAGCUACUCGUUGACACAACAAGAUAUAUUUCCAAACUUUUUGUUACACGAAUUAAUUUCAAAAUACAAAACUCGAAUUAAGGGUCUCGCUGAGUUAGGGUCUUCGUAUACAGCUGACGGUAGACACAGAUCUUUAGGGACAGAUAUAUCUCUGCCACCUUACGAUGGACUGAGAGAUAUCGUAGCUGCGGAGACUGCUAAUCUCACUUUACCAGAUGUAAAUGUAAUGUUAGAAGUAUUAACGCAAAGGAAGCACUUGCUUGAAGCGGAAACGUGUGCGGCACAAAACAAACUACUGCACGAAUUUUUAACCCAUUUACUGCAACAAAAGGAGGAACAGAAAAAGCAAUUGCAGAAGGAGAUAGCAUUAAUUAAAAAGGAUAUGGAAGAAGUCGAGAGUAUAUUGAGGGACGUCCAGAGCAAAUGUCCCAGGAUAGAAGAUUUGAAGAGAUCGAGCGAAAAUGAUACCGCGCAGGUGUCGGCUAUUAGAAGAGAGAUGAUAGGCCUUAUAGAUAUAAUAGAUUCAAACAUGGUAAAACCAAAUGAAAAAGCGCCCGUGUCCGCAAACGAUACAUUUACUACUAAUCCUCCAGUAAAUCAAAAACAAAGUGAUUAUACAGCAGGUUCAACAUUGGCCGUACGUAGAAAGAGAAUGCACGCUCAUUUCGAUGAUUUCGUACAAUGUUAUUUCGACUCUCGAGCGAAAGAGCUGCUCCUUGGGCACAAGCCUCAAGCUCCUAGCGAGACAUGGCACGGUACAAGCUCCGGGCUUGACGUUUUCAGAGAAAAUCUUGUGAAAUUCUCCAGAUACAAUUCUCUACGUCCAUUGGCGACAUUGAAUUACUCAUCAGAUAUUUUUAAUAACUCCACUAUCGUCUCGAGCAUAGAAUUUGACAAGGAUAACGAAUUUUUCGCGAUAGCUGGCGUCACGAAGCGUAUAAAGGUAUUCGACUAUAGUGCUGUUAUAAGGGACACGGUAGACAUUCACUAUCCCUGUGUAGAGAUGGUUUCCAGUUCGAAGAUAUCCUGCGUGUCUUGGAAUUCCUUUCACAAAGGAAUGCUAGCAUCGUCAGACUACGAAGGUACAGUAACAGUGUGGGAUGCUGCGACUGGUCAAAGAACAAAGGCGUUUCAAGAACACGAGAAGAGAUGCUGGUCCGUAGACUUCAACGAUGUAGACACUAGGCUCAUAGCAUCUGGUUCAGACGAUGCUAGAGUUAAAUUAUGGUCUCUGAAUAACGAUCAUUCCGUUGCUUCUUUAGAAGCGAAAGCUAAUGUAUGCUGCGUAAAAUUUAAUCCUCGAAGCUCGUGUCACCUGGCAUUUGGAUCAGCAGAUCAUUGCGUCCACUAUUACGAUUUACGUAACAUGAAAGAGGCGUUGUGCAUAUUUAAGGGGCACCGUAAAGCUGUUUCGUACGUUAAGUUUAUUAACAAGGAGGAGAUAGUAUCAGCGAGCACCGAUUCGCAGUUAAAAAUGUGGAAUAUCAACAAUCCACAUUGUUUGCGUUCGUUUGUUGGACACGUAAACGAGAAAAAUUUCGUUGGUCUAGCCACUGAUGGCGAUUACGUGGCAUGUGGAUCAGAGAAUAAUGCACUGUAUGUGUAUUACAAAGGACUCACAAAACAAUUAUUCUCCUAUAAGUUUGACGCUGUUCGAAGUAUAUUAGAAAUACAAGAACGAAGAGAAGAAGAUCUGAAUGAAUUUGUGUCUGCAGUUUGUUGGAAGCAAAUGUCGAAUGUCGUGGUAGCUGCGAAUUCUCAAGGGAUUAUUAAAAUAUUAGAACUGGUUUGAAUAUGAUCGCUGUUUAAUAUGAUGUUUAGCGCGUACCUAUGUGUGUUUUGAAAUUUAUUUUAUUUGGUGCUUGGACACGAACAAUGACGAGGGAAGCAAAGAUUUAUUCUAAAUGUUAUAGCAAUCUGUUGCAAGGGGAAUUAAAAGAUUUAAAAUUUUAAGAAUUAACAGGUUUGUUACACGAAAUUAUUUAUUAAAAUAAUUAAAUAAAUUAAAAGGAAUUAAAAGGUUAGUUACACGGAGAUCUAAAUUAUUAGAGACUAACUUAUUCAAGGAAGUUAGAGUAAUACUCUGAGUGUUGAGCAGCACAAAUAUUUUCUUCUAAUUAUAUUUUUUACUAAAAAUAUUGGUACUGUUACUUAUUGUGUUUUUGGGUUAAUUAUUUCCUAUUUUAGUUGUAAUUUAAUAGACUGAAUCUUAAUGAUAAAUAUUUUAUGUUAACAUUAGGAACACAUGCCUUCUGUCUGAUCAUUUAUAAUAUUGGAAUGUGGCCUUUUAUAAUUUCAUGUUAAUUUAGUAGUAAUAUUUAAUGCAUUAAUGCAUUACAAAAUGAAAGUUACUUGCACAGUAAUUAGCACAAUUCAUAUGUAAUAAAAUGUUCUAAUCAUAUAAAUUUGAUUUUAUUUUUAUCCGAUUUUGGUCAUAAUUUUCAUUAUGUAUUAAAUAAUAUCCGUUUACAAUUACGCGAUAUAAAUUAUUUACUAAUUUUUAAAAUAGAGUAACUUGUUUUAGUGUAUCAUAUAUGAUAUGUAAAUUACAAAUGGAACAGAAAAGUUUAUUGUUAUAAAUAAUCUAAAAUAUAAAAAGUAUUUUUGUGGAUAAAAAAAAAUAAAAGAACACUUUAAAUUGUCAGAUCACACUGAAAAUUCUGACGUGAACAUGCAACUCUAAUUGUAUGAUGUGAUUCUUGUAGUAAAUGUCUUGCCAAAUAGCCUAAUAAAUUAAAUUCAAUAGAGUAGGAAUAUACAAGCCGAUAUAAACGAUACCGAUUGCUGUCUAUUCGAUUGAAUUUGUGCCAAGAAUAUUAUCUCAGCUAAGGAAUAGUGAAUGUGCUUAGAUUGCAUUAAGUUCCUACUAUCAGUGUUAAUACAUUCUUCAUAUGUUAGCAUUAGAGCUAAGAAAAGAUGAAAUAUGCGAUAAAAAAUAGUAAACUGUAAAUACUUUUAAUUUAUAGAAUUAGAGUACUUAUAACGUAUGUAUAUAUAUUUUAAUUUCAAUUACUAAUAAUAGCUUUCUGAUAAAAAGUGUAAUUACUAGUAAUUUCAUUAUGUGUAAAAGAGAGAAAAAUUUACAUUUACUAUUUUCUAUUUAAAUAUUUUUUCGCUUAGCUACGAAUUGUACAUUUUAAGCAAACCAUUUUCACGACUCGUCUUUUAAAAUAUCAAUGUGUCAAUUUUCAAUAGUUUCAUUACUAUUUACGUGAUAAUAUUAAAGUAAAUGCUGUUACAAAUAUGAUAAACCCCAUGACAAAUUUACAUACUUACAUCACGUGUAUACUUAAAACAAGGAAACGAAUUUUGGUAAUGAAAAUAUAGUUUUACAUUGUACUAUAUUAUAUUUCACAAGGAAUUCUGUACUGUUAUACAUUUUUAUUAAUAAUGAAUACAUUGGGAAUAAUUGUGAUGCCUAUUUUUGAUGUAUUGCUAGUGUAAAUCCACUAUAGAGCAAACAAUACAAUUGUGAAUUAAUAUGUAGCUUUAACUGUGGGAAAAAGUAAUUGUAAUUGUAAUUAAUAAUUAGAAUAAUUGUUAGAGAAAUUAGAGUAAUUUUAAAGAAGUAUAUUCUAGAAUGUAUGUGAAGGAUAGUAUAUUUUUAGAUUAUAUUUUAAAAAUUGCAAAUGCUGCAGCAUAUGCUAAUAAAUGACGCCUAGAAUUAUUGUAACGAAUAAACUUGUGAAUUUGUGUCUCAGUA